AUGGAAGCAUGUGUGGAUACCAGGUUGGAAAAAUCUCCAGUUUCAAAUUUUAUGUCUGGUAACCUAAGAACAGUUGGCCAGUUUAUUGACCAAGGUGGUAGGAGCUGGAACCUUGGACUUUUGACUGUCUUGUUUGAAAACCAUAUUUUGCUUGCGAAUUACGAGUUUCAGCCAAUACCACAGUUAGAACAGUCGAAAUAUCCUGGACUGAAGGGGGUAUACCGCGUGGACGUGGAUGUUCCAUCGGAUAAGUGGGUCGACGUCACAAAAUUCUAUGAUGUCCUGGUCUUCAAUACUGGGCACUGGUGGGGAUAUGAUAAGUUUCCAAAAGAGACUCCUCUCGUCUUUUAUAGGGAUGGAAAACUGAUAGUUCCCCCUUUGGGAAUACAAAGUGGUCUUAAAGUCGUACUUGAGAGUAUGGUAUCUUACAUACAAAGGGAAGUUCCUCUUACAACCCUCAAGUUCUGGCGUUUACAGUCACCUCGGCAUUUCUAUGGUGGAGACUGGAAUCAAAAUGGGAGUUGCUUAUUCGACAAUCCUUUUGAAGAAAGUCAGCUUGAUAUUUGGUUUAGCCCCAGCAACAAUGGUGUGAAUAAAGAAGUAAGACAAGUGAAUAGUUUGAUCGAGGACGCAUUGCAAGGCACAGAUAUCCAGUUGCUAUCUCUGACUCACUUGAGUGAGUUCAGGGCAGAUGCCCAUCCAGCGAUUUGGUUAGGGAAGAAAGAUGCAGUGGCUGUCUGGGGUCAAGACUGUAUGCAUUGGUGCUUACCUGGUUUGCCAGAUACAUGGGUCGAUAUCUUGUCGGCGUUGAUUCAUUAUAAUUUGGGCAGUGGGUGA
Papaver somniferum (opium poppy) is the source of this 837-nucleotide messenger RNA. RefSeq names its product protein trichome birefringence-like 12. Gene Ontology annotation, cellular component: Golgi apparatus. The coding region runs from base 1 to 837 and encodes 278 amino acids. Gene Ontology annotation, molecular function: O-acetyltransferase activity. The record is from RefSeq and is a predicted model, not a curated record. Lineage: Eukaryota; Viridiplantae; Streptophyta; Magnoliopsida; Ranunculales; Papaveraceae. The transcript is spliced from 5 exons.